Molecule: messenger RNA, 1421 nt
Organism: Vespa crabro (European hornet)
Lineage: Eukaryota; Metazoa; Arthropoda; Insecta; Hymenoptera; Vespidae
Product: developmentally-regulated GTP-binding protein 2
Exons: 5
Coding region: 167-1258 (363 amino acids)
Biological process (GO): cytoplasmic translation
Cellular component (GO): cytoplasm
Molecular function (GO): GTPase activity; GTP binding
Source: RefSeq, a predicted model, not a curated record
UGUUUGCGCGUGUGCACAGUACUUGCAUAUCUCUAAUAGAGUCGUCAUCCGAAUUCAUACAAGCUCACAGGGAACCAAUAAAUACGCGCGUGUGCGUAAAAUUGACCGGAUUAGUAACUUGGCAAAUGUUGAUUUCUUAACGCGGAUAAUAAUAUUUUAUUUAACAAUGGGUAUAUUGGAAAAAAUAUCUGAGAUUGAAAAGGAAAUCGCAAGAACGCAAAAAAAUAAAGCUACGGAAUAUCAUUUAGGGCUUUUAAAAGCAAAAUUAGCGAAAUAUAGAUCACAAUUACUGGAGCCUGCAAAGAAGUCGGAGAAAGGAGAAGGUUUUGAUGUAUUAAAGUCGGGCGAUGCAAGAGUAGCGUUAAUUGGGUUUCCAUCUGUUGGAAAGUCUACGUUAUUAAGUACAUUAACUCAUACAGAGUCAGAAGCUGCAUCAUACGAAUUUACUACUUUAACUUGUAUUCCUGGAGUUAUAGAGUAUAAGGGUGCAAAUAUUCAGUUGCUCGAUCUACCAGGUAUAAUUGAGGGAGCUGCACAGGGUAAGGGAAGAGGUAGACAAGUUAUAGCAGUUGCCAGAACGGCGGAUUUAGUAUUAAUGAUGCUAGAUGCUACAAAACAAGAUGUACAACGACAACUUCUAGAAAAAGAAUUGGAAUCCGUUGGUAUACGACUUAAUAAGAAAAAGCCUAAUAUAUAUUUCAAGAUUAAAAAAGGAGGUGGAUUGGCUUUUAAUUCGACAUGUCCAUUGACUAAAGUUGAUGAAAAAUUAGUUCAAAUGAUAUUACACGAAUACAAAAUUUUUAAUGCGGAAGUAUUAUUUCGAGAGGAUUGCAGCGCGGAUGAAUUGAUCGAUGUUAUCAAUGCAAAUAGAGUAUAUCUACCGUGUCUUUAUGUAUAUAAUAAAAUAGAUCAAAUAUCAAUAGAAGAGGUAGAUAGGAUUGCAAGACAACCGAACAGCGUUGUAGUAAGUUGUAAUAUGAAGUUAAAUCUUGAUUUCUUACUGGAAACUCUCUGGGAAUAUUUAUCUCUUAUAAGAGUAUACACAAAGAAACCAGGCCAACCGCCUGAUUUUGAUGACGGACUGAUUCUGAGAAAAGGUGUCACGGUAGAACACGUUUGUCAUUCUAUUCAUCGUACGCUCGCUCAACAAUUCAAAUAUGCUCUCGUUUGGGGUACAAGUACUAAGUAUUCACCGCAAAGGGUAGGAUUGCAGCAUAUUAUGCACGACGAAGAUGUUAUACAAAUUGUUAAAAAGUAAAUAUAAAUUAGUAUACUAUUAAAAGAAAGGGGAAAAAGGAACAAAAAAAAAAAAACAAAACAAAAAAAAAACAAAAAAAAAAAAACAAGAAAGAAAAAAGAAAAACAAAGAGAACGGAAAAGCAAAUUAUUAUAAACGCCAAUAAAUUUCUCAUUCCAUCUGA